AUGAAUCAGAGGCUUGUUGCUCUACUGAAGUACUAUGAUCCUACUCGUGUGGGAUUUGAGGACCAAGCUGACAGCCUGGAAGCCCUUGCAGAAGAGCUGUACCAAUACCGGUUGGUAGACACCAUGGCCAAGAAUGGGUCCUUCUGCGACUGGCGGUUGGUCUCCGCUGGAUACUUUGACUAUUUCGUUACUAUCUAA
Messenger RNA from Penicillium crustosum, 198 nucleotides. RefSeq lists its product as uncharacterized. NCBI's taxonomy places the organism in Eukaryota, Fungi, Ascomycota, Eurotiomycetes, Eurotiales, Aspergillaceae. The transcript has 2 exons. The coding region runs from base 1 to 198 and encodes 65 amino acids. The record is from RefSeq and is a predicted model, not a curated record.